Messenger RNA from Sphaerodactylus townsendi, 4166 nucleotides. It is a transcript of the gene SCMH1, whose product is annotated as Scm polycomb group protein homolog 1. Lineage: Eukaryota; Metazoa; Chordata; Lepidosauria; Squamata; Sphaerodactylidae. The transcript is spliced from 15 exons. The record is from RefSeq and is a predicted model, not a curated record. Gene Ontology annotation, molecular function: protein binding. The coding region runs from base 259 to 2340 and encodes 693 amino acids. Gene Ontology annotation, biological process: regulation of DNA-templated transcription. Gene Ontology annotation, cellular component: nucleus.
GCGCCUGGGCCCUUCCUCUCCGCGCUCUUCCUGCCAGGCCGGGCUCCCCGGCGCGUCCUGAGGCGGCAGGGGGCGGCGCUGGGCUGGGCCGGGCCGGGCCAAGCCAAGCAGGCGGCCUCCUUCUCCCCCUUUCUCUGCUCCUCCUCACUGCGCUUCGGAACAUGGCGGCGGCAGUCACGGCGGCGAGGGAGUGAAGCCUCGGCGGCCGCAGUAAACCUGAGCCAGUUCCAGGGUGAGGACCUGUAAUACAGCAGGAUAAUGCGGAAGCCAAGCCCUCAGAAAGCAAUAGACUGGAAAGAUGGCAAAAAGCACAAGUACGGGCGCCUGUCAGAACCUCCCUCUCAGUACCAAGGUCACUUUGCCUGGGAUAAAUACUUGAAAGAGACAUGCUCCGUCCCAGCUCCUUCUCAUUGUUUCAAACAGUCUUACACCCCACCCACCAAUGAAUUCAAGAUCAGCAUGAAACUUGAGGCCCAGGACCCGAGGAACACCACUUCCACAUGCAUCGCCACUGUAGUGGGGCUGACGGGUGCUCGUCUCCGGCUGCGCCUGGACGGGAGCGACAACAAGAAUGAUUUCUGGCGUCUGGUGGAUUCUGCAGAAAUCCAGCCCAUUGGAAACUGUGAGAAAGAUGGAGGGAUGCUGCAGCCCCCACUGGGAUUUCGGCUGAAUGCUUCGUCUUGGCCCAUGUUUCUCCUGAAAACUCUGAAUGGAGCAGAAAUGGCUCCUGUUCGGAUUUUCCACAAGGAGCCUCCAUCUCCAUCCCAGAACUUCUUCAAGAUUGGGAUGAAACUGGAGGCGGUGGACAGGAAAAACCCACAUUUCAUCUGCCCGGCAACCAUUGGUGAGGUGCGGGGCUCCGAAGUCCUCAUUACCUUUGACGGCUGGAGGGGGGCCUUUGACUAUUGGUGCCGCUAUGACUCGCGAGACAUCUUUCCCGUGGGCUGGUGCUCGAUGACCGGAGACAACUUGCAGCCUCCUGGGACAAAAGUGGUCAUUCCAAAGAGCCCGUUUCCCGUCCCCGACGUGAUCUCUGACAAGAGCAGCAUGCACAGCGGUGCAAAGACCAUCCUGGACCAUCAGCCCGGGCAGAGGGGUCGCAAACCUGGUCGGAAGAGAGGCCGGACGCCAAAGGCUCUGACCACACACCCCAUCUCCGCCCCUUCCAAAGCAGUGGAACCUCUGAAAUUCCCCAAAAAGAGAGGCCCAAAGCCUGGCAGUAAGAGGAAACCUCGAAGUUUGCUGAAUCCAGCACCCACCUCCCCUACCACCAGCACUCCUGAACCCGAUACGAGUACAGUGCCCCAAGACGCGGCAACUAUCCCCAGCUCUGCUAUGCAGGCCCCUACAGUUUGUAUCUACUUGAAUAAGAACGGGAGCACUGGUCCUCACCUGGACAAAAAGAAAAUCCAGCAAUUGCCUGAUCAUUUUGGGCCAGCUCGAGCCUCUGUGGUCCUCCAACAGGCGGUCCAGGCGUGCAUCGAUUGUGCUUACCACCAGAAAAUUGUCUUCUCGUUCCUGAAGCAAGGCCACGGAGGCGAGAUCAUUUCAGCUGUGUUCGAUCACGAGCAGCACACCCUGAACUUGCCAGCCGUCAACAGCAUCACGUACGUCCUCCGCUUCCUUGAGAAACUGUGCCACAACCUCCGCAGCGACAACCUCUUUGGCAACCAGCCGUUCACUCAGCAUCACGCACAGCACUGUCGCGAGUACGAGCACGACAGGUACCUACCAGAUAGAAGCUUUUCGUUAGACGGCUCUCUGCAGGGACCAGGCCGGGGUACAAAGAGAUAUUCCCAAGAUUCCCCUCCAUACAGUUCUCCUCUCUCCCCCAAGUUGCCAAAGAAUGACCAUCACCCUUUGGAAGGAGAAACGUUUAUUCUAGGUGAUGGGUUGCCGGGUGCCUUGGAGCCUCGCCUGGACCCCUUGGACUCUGCCUUGAAUGCCGUCAACGCGCCCAGUCCCAGCAGGACGUCAAGGGACUAUCGGCUGCAGGGAUACAGGCACCUGCACCAGCCUUCCAGUCUCACGCAGUGCGGCUCCUCCGCUUUGCACAGGCUGAGUGCUGGGGGCUCAGACAGAUACCUUGGAUCCCGAGAUACCUCACGUCUGGGCACCCGGGACCCCUCUGCCUGGACAGUGGAAGACGUCAUGCAGUUUGUGAGAGAAGCUGACCCUCAGCUUGGGCCGCACGCCGACCUGUUCCGAAAACAUGAGAUCGACGGCAAAGCCCUGCUCCUGCUGCGCAGUGACAUGAUGAUGAAGUACAUGGGCCUGAAACUGGGACCGGCUCUGAAGCUCACCUACCACAUCGACAAGCUAAAGCAGGGCAAGUUCUGAGCGAGAGAGGCCGUCUGGCCCACACUCUCUCCUCCCCUUUGCAGGCACGCCUGCGUUCCUCAGCCACCAGAUCUCGGGGCUAGGAGGACUCCUUCCGCGCUUCCUUUGUGGCUGAGAAGAGGAAAGCGCCCUGAAGAGCCCUGCCAAAGGGAUAGAGGCUUCCUCUGCUGUCUCCCGAUGGCACCCGGGACUCGCAGCUCACCUGUCUGCCACAAAGAUGCUUCCUGUCGUGCGGACGGGACUCCGGCUGAUCUGACCAGAGCCAGGCUCAUGUUGGUGCUGAUGCUUUGACUUAUCUGCCUCAGCAGAUACACACUGUAGCUUGCCCUGUCUUUUCACCACCCUCUUUGAUACGUCUUUGUCGCGCCAGGAGGAGAGCAUGUUUCAAACUCAAAGCUGGCAGUACCAGGAGCUGCCUCCUCCCCUCGCCCCCCCCUUUUUUAACCUAUUCGUGCCAUAUAGUCUGCAAGGAGUCAGCUUGGGCAUAAAACGAACUGCUGCUGCUGCUAACCAGAUUGUUUACUCCGUUGGGUACGUGGGCAGGGGGCGCAGAAGGCAUUCCCCCUCUAGGAAAAGACCUCCCUUCAGAUGGUGCUGGAACUUCUUUUCUGCCCUGAGGGCUCAAGCAGACAGUAUUGCUGUUGUGAGGGCAGAAAGCAUUAAUAUUUAUGUAGAAUAAGGAAGGGAAGCUAAUUGGGCGUCCAGCAGGAGAUCUGCAUUUGUCACGGAGAACUACCCUUCCCUUUUGAAGCUCACCAAGUGAGCCAAGAGCAGUGGCAAAGGGAAAGAAACCCUUUGCUUCUCUUUACCUGGAUGUCAUUGGGUGGGGGGGGCACAAUCGAGCAGACAGUCUUCUUUUCUGUGCACCUCCUCUUUCCCCUCACCCCCAGUCUGAAACGUCUUCAUACUUGCUGUCAAAGUGGCAGCUUUUCCCCAGGAAAUGAAAUGGUUCUUACUCGACAACGGUACCAGCUCCUCCCAUUAAAUUUAUCAGAUCCUUGCUGAAAGUUAUACCUUCUUGCCCAUUCAUGGGGGGAAGGCCACGAGGAAGGGUGAAGCAGGCAGUGAAGUGGAGGGACAUGAAUUGUUUUGUAUGUGUGUGUUCUGGGGGUGGGGGGAUGUUUAAUGUAUUUAUUUUGAUGGCACUUGAGCGGUGGACUGUCCUUGUCCUAUUAGCAGAGAGUUUUUGCCACUAGUGAGCCAGAGUGGAAAGGAGCAGGUGAGCUCAAGCUUUGCUACUGGUUCCUUGGCAGCCUGUUCCUGGGCUGUCAGCAGAAGGGGCUCUGUUUCCAGACUCGGUCCUUGAGUCAUCCCUCGGAAGGCCGCCACAGAGACCCUGCAGCCUUCAGAUGUGGGAAUGCUUACAAAUCGUCUCCAAGGGUGAGGGCCGUGCUUUUCCUUCGGAGGCUGCCGGUGUCCAGCAGCCUGUCCUGUGGAUGGUUCUUCGGUCUCCCCCGAGCCUCGGGUUCAAAAGGCUCUCUUGGUACUGACCCAGCAGCAAUUGAAGACAACACAAGGGAGAUUUGGGGGGUGGGGGUGGGGUAGGGGAGCCUCCACUGUGAAGCAAUGAAGUUUCAUUGGCAAUAAGCCAGUCUGCAGGGAAGGAGUGAGAAUUCACAAACUGCCUGAGCAACGCCACGGCCGGUUUGGGCCCUCUUUGAAGAGGGAGAGGAGGGUCACCUGCCCUUAGUCGGACUGCCUGGCUGCUGAACACCAUUUUGGGUGUGCAGAGCUACCCACAGCUAGCAGGGAAGGCCCUGCCAAUAAGUCUUUUUUCCUGCACUUAUUCUGUUGAUUUGUUUAUAAAUAAAGGAAAAAAAAUAGAA